This is a messenger RNA of Funneliformis mosseae, 126 nucleotides long. Lineage: Eukaryota; Fungi; Glomeromycota; Glomeromycetes; Glomerales; Glomeraceae. The record is from the annotation of a GenBank genome assembly.
AUGUCCGGAAAAUGUCAAAAUCGUCCGGAAAGUGUACCAAAACAUGGUAAAUUCCGGAUAUCGCGUCGUGAUGUCUUGAUAUGGUCCGGAAUUUAUACCGAAACAUGGGUUGAAUUAGAAAAUUAG